AUGGUCCGCUUCUGGAAGCGUUCGAGGAGGCGGAUGUCGGUUGACGUGAGCCUGUACUCCGUGUCGGGGCUAUCCAUGGACCCGGCGUACGGCAGAGGCGGUGGCACGAAGCGAGGGAGGAAUGCAGACGGAGACGUGGCGGUCCGGGCCUGGGCUUUCCGGACCGACGGCGCAGCCGGGGUCUUGAUUUGUGACGGGGUUGCGAUGUUCAAGUCGACCUUGAACGCCACCUCCACGGAGAGGGCGGCAGCGGUAGAUGUGGUCCCAUAG
This is a messenger RNA of Colletotrichum spaethianum, 270 nucleotides long. RefSeq lists its product as uncharacterized. The transcript has a single exon. The record is from RefSeq and is a predicted model, not a curated record. NCBI's taxonomy places the organism in Eukaryota, Fungi, Ascomycota, Sordariomycetes, Glomerellales, Glomerellaceae. Bases 1 to 270 code for a protein of 89 amino acids.